GGCGGCUUCUUAACAAACUUUUUUUCAAAUAAUGGGCUGAAUAUAUUGUACUAGUCGAUUUUUUUUUCUAUAAAUUAAUUUUCUCAGCAUUUUGAAAUACUCUCACAUUAUGAAGACUACUUUUGUUUGGUUCUCUGUUUUGCUCUUGUUGUUGACAAUGGCAGUUUUGGUUUGCUCUGUUUCUUAUGACAAUGGAGGCACCUCAUCGAAUACUCCUGGUAUGGAGCAUAAUGAAUUGACAGUGACUAUCCAAAGCAGAAAGCUACAGGGCAAUGUCUAUGGAGCAAGAAGGAUCGAUGAUGCAGGGAAGAUAAAUCUGGAAGAUUACCGUCCAAUAGAUCCAGUUCCAAGCUCAAAAGCUUCAGUAAGACCAGGGCCUAUACAGCAUGGGACUCCUCUUAUGCCUUAUAUUCCUAAGCAGCCUUCACCUCCUCCUCCGACUCGCUCCAACCCCGUUGGCUUUCCAUAGGCCUGAA
Molecule: messenger RNA, 476 nt
Organism: Solanum stenotomum
Lineage: Eukaryota; Viridiplantae; Streptophyta; Magnoliopsida; Solanales; Solanaceae
Exons: 3
Coding region: 110-469 (119 amino acids)
Source: RefSeq, a predicted model, not a curated record